Molecule: messenger RNA, 1306 nt
Organism: Trematomus bernacchii (emerald rockcod)
Lineage: Eukaryota; Metazoa; Chordata; Actinopteri; Perciformes; Nototheniidae
Gene: qdpra
Product: quinoid dihydropteridine reductase a
Exons: 7
Coding region: 158-871 (237 amino acids)
Biological process (GO): tetrahydrobiopterin biosynthetic process; L-phenylalanine catabolic process
Cellular component (GO): cytoplasm
Molecular function (GO): NADH binding; NADPH binding; 6,7-dihydropteridine reductase activity
Source: RefSeq, a predicted model, not a curated record
ACCUGUUGCAGAAGAAACGCCCCCCCUCCUCCCUCUCUCUCUCCCUCCCUCUCUCUUUCCCUCCCUCUCUCUGCCUGUAUUUCAACUGCAGCUUAGCGUCAGCUCUCACUCAGCUUUCUGCAAACACACAGCAUUAACUCUGACACUGACCCUAAACAUGGCUGCUGCUAACCGGGUGAUCGUUUAUGGAGGAAGAGGAGCGCUGGGCUCCAAGUGUGUGCUGCAUUUUAAAUCCAAAGGAUGGUGGGUUACUUCCAUCGAUAUGGUUGCAAACGAGGAGGCAAACGACAACGUGAUCGUGAAGUCGAGUGAAUCUUUCAACGAGCAGGCAGGACAGGUGACGGCAGAUGUGGCGCAGUUGCUAGGGGAACUGAAAGUAGACGCCAUCUUGUGUGUGGCCGGAGGCUGGGCGGGAGGAAGCUGUAGCUCCAAAGAUUUAUACAAAAACACUGAUCUGAUGUGGAAACAGAGUGUGUGGACCUCCACUAUCUCCAGCCACCUUGCCGCUCUGCACCUCAAACCGAAGGGACUAUUGACUUUGGCCGGAGCUAAAGCUGCUCUGUCAGGCACUGGAGGCAUGGUGGGCUACGGCAUGGCCAAAGCUGCUGUCCACCAGCUGUGUCAGAGCCUCGCAGCAAAGAACAGUGGGAUGCCUUCAGGAGCCGCUGCUGUGGCGAUACUACCGGUUACCUUGGAUACGCCGAUGAACAGGAAGUUCAUGCCUGACGCAGAUUUCAGCUCAUGGACGACGCUGGAGUACAUCGCAGAAAUUUUCUUCAGCUGGGCCACAGGAGUGGACCGUCCGGCUUCAGGCAGCCUGAUGCAGCUGACCACCUCCGGGGGGGAGACACAGGCCGUGGCAGCGCAGUGAAGACAGAGAGGGGACGUGAUGGGGGAGAGAGGGAGGAGAGGUAGGGGGAGAGAGAGGAGAGGUGAGGAGAAAGGGAGAGGAGAGAGAGAGAGAGAUGAGAGAUGUGUAGAGGGAGGAGGAGAUGAGGAAGGGGGUGUGGAGGUGAAAAAGAGAGAUGGUGACAGAGAGAAACUGGGUAAAAUAAGGAGGUGGAGAAGAGACGGCUAGAUGGGUUUGUUUGGGAGGGGUGAGGAGGAGGAGGCCUUUUUAUUGCAAAAGCAGCAUCAGAGCGCCAUCUAGCUGUAAACCCUGAUGAUGAACUCCAGUGUUAUAUUUCCAGUAAUGGUAUGGACGCUCUCUCUCUCUCCACUCUUUCACAACAAAUAUGGGAAAUUAUCCAAAGGAUUCUUUCACAGAUCAGGGAAGUGUGUUAAAUGAAAGAUAUUUCAUUUCAAA